CAGUGACGUGAUGGCGGCCGCGCUGGUGCUGCUCCUGGCGGCGGCGCUGAGCGGCGAGGCGGCCUACCAGCGCUGCGACCAGGGCUGGGCGGGCCCCGCCUGCCGGCACUGCGGCGGCAAGGCGCGCAGGGUCAGCAACAGCGUGAUAACGGAUGGCAUGGGGCCGUACCCGGCGGGCACCACAUGCAGCUGGCUGGUGGUCGGCCGCCAAAACACCACCGUGCGCCUGCUACUGGAGCACUUCGAGAUGGAGUGUGGCUCCAGCCACCUGUACGUGCAUGAUGGAAGGGGCAUGGACGCGCCACUCGUCGCCGUGCUCACGGGAGUGCUUCAUCGCAACGACCACCACGUCGCCAGGUCCCACGAGAUCGUGACGCACUCUGGAUACGCCUUCGUGCACUACACGGCUCACACUGACGUCAACACUUCAGCCUUCAAGAUAUCUGUGAAGGUGGGGUCCUGCCCCAGGGACGCAGAGGGGCGCGACUGCUCGGGCCACGGUCGUUGCGUGGUGACCACGUGCUUCUGCAACGAAGGCCACCAGGGGGAGGCCUGCGACGAGCCGUCCUGCCCCGGAGGCUGCUCGGGUUCGAGGAACGGAGAGUGCAACAGCAAGGGCACAUGCGACUGCAAGCAAGGCUUCACCGGCGAGGACUGCAGCCAGCGGACAUCUCUCGGCCAAUGGCAGGCGCCCCAGCCCAGCAACAGGGGCGUGGCGCCGCAGGGCUCCGCCUCCCACGCAGUGGUGCUGGCCUCCAGCAUGCUCUACGUGCUGGGCGGGGAGUCGUUCGGCUCGGCCGAGUUCGUCUAUACCUACCAGCUGCAGCGGAACAUAUGGAGAAGGCUGAAGACUAAUCAGACCCCAGCACCCAGAUACGGCCACACUGCUGUCAUACACGAUAACGUGAUCUACGUGUACGGCGGCACGCUGGAGAAGGGCGGCGUGACCUCGGAGCUGUGGGCGCUCGACCUCACCUCCAGGGCCUGGGAGAACGUCACGGUGACUCCGCCCGACUGCGCGCCGGCCGCCGCGUGCGGUCCAAUAGCUCUGGUGGGACAUUCGGCCAACGUCGUGUUCAAAGAGUACAUGGUGGUGUUUUUCGGCUACUCUCCACAAUACGGCAUCAUCAACACCGUGCAGGAAUUCCACUUUGGGAACCGCACGUGGAAGGCGGUGGACACCUACGACUACCCGGUGAGCGGCAGCUACGGCCACACCAGCAGCUGGGACGAGCUGUCGGGCCUGGUGUACGUGCUGGGCGGGUACCGGCGCGCCGGGCUGCAGCCUUCCAACGAGCUCUUCUCCUACGAGCCCAGGGAGCGCACCUGGAGACUGCUGCACCCGGCACCACUGGCCCUGUACCUGCACGCGGCCACCUUCACGUCGGGCGGCAUGCUGCUGGCUCACGGCGGGAACGGCCGCACCGCCGCGCCGGCCAGCAGCUGCCUCAGUCCGGCCGUGCUGAGCUACGACGUGCUGUGCGACAGCUGGGGUCGUCUGCCCGUGCGAUCCAAGCCUGCUCGCUCCGACCUGGCGCGCUUCGGUCACUCCGCCGUCGCCUUCGCGCGCUCGCUGGUCGUGUUCGCCGGCUACAACGGUCGCAUCAUGUCUGACCUGCUCAGGUUCAUCCCCGGCUCCUGCGAGACGAUGGACACGAUAGGCGACUGCGUGGACUCGCAACUCGGCGUCAAGUGCGUGUGGAACCACGAGCGACUGGCCUGCCAGUCUGUGGACAGCCUGCCCGAGCGACCUCGGGCCAGACCCGACCCGGUGCGAGACUCCUCCGAGGACCAGGAGCACCGGUACUGCAGGUACAACGAGUCGGCGGUGUCUGCCGUGGGCGAGGAAGUGUGUUCCAGGCAACCCGACUGUCUCUCCUGCACGUCCACGUCCUUCCACUGCGCCUGGCUCGACUCGGGCAAGUGCACCCUCAUAAAUGUCUCCGGCAAAAUGGCGAGGACAGCGAGCGACAAGUGCGUGGACCGCGAGAAGGCGCUGUGCGCGCGCCACGACACCUGCCGCUCCUGCGUGGCGGCCGUGGGCUGCGUGUGGGACGAGACAAUCUGCCGCGACUUCAACCGCUCCGUGGACGAUGCCGUGCCUAGCGCGGAGUCGUGUCCGGCGCCGUGCGACAGCCGCGACAACUGCGCCGACUGCACGCAGGACGGCUGCCUCUGGUGCGAGAGCGACGGCCGCUGCGUGGACCCGGAGGCGGAGGUGAUCUCGUACCCGUACGGCCAGUGCCUGCUGUGGGCGCGCGAGGCGACCCGCUGUCCGGCUACAGGGGAGUCGUGGUGCCAGGGGCACCUGACCUGCGCCGACUGCAUACAGGAGCCCGCGUGCGGCUGGUGUGACGACGGGCCACUGUCUGGAGGCACGGGCUCGUGUAUGCCCGGCGGCUUCAAGAACACAGAGGCAGACUUCUGCCGCGCCCGCUUCUGGCACUUCGUCGACUGCCCCGACUGCCAGUGCAACGGGCACAGCAACUGCUCCUACGGGGUGUGCAACCAGCCGUGCGCAGACAGGACCCACGGCCUUCACUGCGAAACCUGCGACGCCUGGUUCCACGGCAACCCGCUCAACGGCGGCCGGUGCUCGGCCUGCAGCUGCUCCGGGGACGCCGUGGACUGCGAGGCGGCCUCGGGCCGCUGCGUCUGCUCCACGCGGGGCGUGACCGGUGCCCGCUGCGAGGCAUGCGACCCCGAGCACGGCUUCCUGGAGGACCCCGAGCUGCCCGGCACCUGCUUCUACGACUUGCCGGUGAACUACCAGUUCGUGUUCAACGCCAGCGAGGACGACGAGCCAUUUCAGAACAUAAACUUCAUCAGCGUGCCCCUGACCGAGAAGAUCAACAUGACCUUCAGGAUAGAGUGCCUGAACCACGCACUCAUGAACAUCACUGUCAGAACAGCCAGCGGCACGGAGAAGUUCCUGGUGACGAACCACCAGUUCUCGGAGGAGCGGCCCUUGUUCGAGCGGAGGUUCCGGGUGCUGGAGGAGGCCUCCAAGGUGGUGGCAUUCCGCGUGCACCUGCGCGAGCUGGCGUGGCCCGCCCAGCUGAGCCUGAGCUUCUCACAGGCCGCCGCGUGGCCGCGCAGCAUGCAGUACGCGCCCGUCGCUCUGUCGUUCUCCAUGUUCGUGGUGGUGUCUGCCCUGUCGUCUAAGUAUUUCUAGAAGGAAAUAUUGUAACGAGUAUUACACAAUGUUAAAAUGUGUAUAAAAUUACAUUUUCUGUUAA
Messenger RNA from Bacillus rossius redtenbacheri, 3239 nucleotides. RefSeq names its product attractin-like protein 1. Lineage: Eukaryota; Metazoa; Arthropoda; Insecta; Phasmatodea; Bacillidae. Gene Ontology annotation, cellular component: Golgi apparatus. The transcript is spliced from 20 exons. The coding region runs from base 11 to 3175 and encodes 1054 amino acids. Gene Ontology annotation, molecular function: protein binding. The record is from RefSeq and is a predicted model, not a curated record.